AGGAUUGCAACAUUCACUUGCUUCCCUCAUCCACUUCUCUCUCUCUCUCUCUCUCUCUCUCUCUCUCUCUCUCUCUGUCUUCCCCAGCAACACUGCACAGCUGCUUUUCUUGAUCAUUUCAACGGUUCAACCUUUAGCUGUUGUCCAUCUGAAUUGCUGAAUUUUGGAGGUGUUUUGGUCUUUGAUAUCAGUUAGCUUUUGGUUUGGAUCGUAUUGUGGAUGCAUGUGAUCAGUAGAUCUGCAUGCUUGCUGGAUUCUAGUGCUAGCUAUCUAGUCUUUUGAUUCUUUACAAGCUGAUUUAAUUCAAGAAAAUUGACAGUUGAGAGAAGAUGAUCAUGAAGGGGAUGAUCUCAAGCCAGGCGGCGGCGGCGCCGCAGCAGCAGCAGCAGCAGUUGGUGGAUGAGAACAUGUCCAACCUCACAUCUGCCUCCGGGGAAGCAAGCGUCUCAUCCAACCAGCAAUCCAACUCCGCUGCCUCCCCCAACCCAAACCCAAACCCAAACCCUACCAAGAAGAAAAGAAACCUCCCCGGAAAUCCAGAUCCAGAAGCUGAGGUGAUCGCGCUGUCGCCGAAGACGCUGAUGGCGACCAACCGGUUUCUGUGCGAGAUCUGCGGCAAGGGAUUCCAGCGCGACCAGAACCUGCAGCUCCACCGCCGGGGCCACAACCUGCCGUGGAAGCUGAAGCAGCGGAACAGCAAGGAACCGGUGCGAAAGAAGGUGUACGUGUGCCCGGAGUCCACCUGCGUCCACAACGACCCCGCCCGCGCCCUCGGCGACCUCACCGGCAUCAAGAAGCACUUCAGCCGCAAGCACGGCGAGAAGAAGUGGAAGUGCGACAAGUGCUCCAAGAAGUACGCCGUCCAGUCCGACUGGAAGGCGCACUCCAAGGUCUGCGGCACCAGAGAAUAUAGAUGCGACUGCGGCACCCUCUUCUCAAGGAGGGAUAGCUUUAUCACGCACAGAGCCUUUUGCGACGCUUUGGCAGAGGAAAGCGCGAGAGCAAUAGCAGCAGUGAAUCAUUUGGCGCCGCCCACUAAUCACCACUCACUUCUCUUCCCAGUCCCACAACCUGUGCCCCUUUAUGAGGAGCAACACUCCUCUGAUCUACUUCCUCAUCACGUCGAUCAAUCUGAUCAUCAUCUUUCGCUCAAAAGGGAGCAGCAGACUGCUCAAAAGGGACCAUGGCUGACUGCCACCUCUCUCAGCCAGUACUUAACAAACCAGCAACAGCAAUUCCCUCCUUCCCCAUUGAUCUUCAGCACUAGAUUGGAGGAGCAGCCAGCUUCUCCGGCACUUGCUCCGCCCUUCCAUGCCACUGCGCACAUGUCUGCCACUGCGCUCUUGCAGAAGGCGGCAGAGAUGGGUGCAACCAUGAGCAGGCCUCACCACCUAGGUCUCAUGGCAGCAGCUGCCACUUCUGGAUUUGGUCAUCAUCACCUUCCUCUCGGGCAAGAAUACAUGGUCAACACGACGACGAACGCUGCUGUCGCCUCCUCCACUCCGUGCCAUCUCGACGAGCGUAGCCUUGAGGCCGCCGGCGAUCACUUUCUGUUUGGGGAAAUGCCGGGAUCAAAGAGAGAACAAGGAAGUCGAGGAAUGAACGAUCAGGAAAGGGUCUGCAAUAUCAUUACGGGUGGAAAUGGCGACGGGAUGGCCACCAGAGACUUCCUAGGAUUGAAGGCGGCGUUUCCCCAUCGCGAUAUCCUUAACUUGACGGAGUUGGAUCCUAAUUGCUUGAGCUCCUCCUCUUCCUCCUAUGAUCAGUACCGACAAAGAAAGAUGAAGCCAUGGCAUGACUGACAUUAAGAUGUGUCAGGACCAUGCAAGCAAAAAAAUGCAUCAAAGACGAGAGAUAUAAUAAAAGGUCAUGCACUUAAAGGACGACACAUGUAACAAAUCCAAAUGUGAGGUGAGUGCUGUAACUUAGUAGUAUAUAUAUAUAUAUAUAUAUAUAUUCCUAGCCUCUUUAAUUUGUACAUUUAAGGACGAAUUAAGUCUACUGCAUGGCAAUCCAUGCAGCUCGUACAAAUCGAGUGGCCAUGUUAAUUUAUAAGUGUAUAUGAACAGCCAUGUACGCGCAUGGAUAAAUUUCUUCGGACAUAUAUUUGAAUAAUUAAUUAAUGAGCCGCUUCACAGUA
Molecule: messenger RNA, 2140 nt
Organism: Zingiber officinale
Lineage: Eukaryota; Viridiplantae; Streptophyta; Magnoliopsida; Zingiberales; Zingiberaceae
Product: protein indeterminate-domain 7-like
Exons: 5
Coding region: 330-1802 (490 amino acids)
Cellular component (GO): nucleus
Molecular function (GO): DNA-binding transcription factor activity
Source: RefSeq, a predicted model, not a curated record